AUGGGGAGCGACCACAGGCCGUCGACACGAUCUUUUAUAGAGCGCCAGGGUCUGUGCGAGUGUCUGCGGCUGGUGCGGCUGGACAUGCCCAGCGCGGUGAUCAGGGGUGACCCCCUGUGGCUCAACUGCUCGUUCGACCUCGAGUCUGACGACCUGUACUCGGUCAAGUGGUACAAGAAUCACCGCGAGUUCUUCCGUUUUCUUCCCAGCGAGAACCCACCGGGCCAGGCCUACAGGCUGUCGGGAGUCUACGUAGACACGAGCCGGAGCUCCGUGGGGAGUCUGUACCUCAAGGAGACGGACCUGAAGUCGGAGGGCCUCUACGCGUGCGAGGUGUCCGCUGAUGCGCCUUCUUUUCAAACGGUGCGCUCCGAAAAAGAGCUCAAAGUGUACGUUCUUCCUAAAAAGGGCCCCGAGAUCCGCGGCACCAAGCCCCAUUACAAGGUUGGUGACUUGGUCAACGUUACCUGCCACGCGGGUGCGACGAAGCCACCAGCUGUGCUCACGUGGUACAUUAACGGCGAAGAGGUUCCCCCGCAGUACGAGAAGAUGUACCCGAUCUUCCGCGACCGGGAUCAGCUGUUCCACUCUUCCCUGGGAAUCACUUUCACGGCCGAGCCACGGCAUUUCAGCUACGGCAUUAUGAAACUGAAGUGCACUGCGACCGUUUCCGAGGCUUAUUCUCUCUCCAGCGAGGAGAUCGUCGCAGCGCAAGACGCCAAGAACUCAGGGACAGAUGACGACAAGCCUUCCAUAACAGGUGGACAGGCGAGCUACCACGUGGGCGACCUCGUGAACGUCACCUGCAGUUACUCGCGAUACGGGCGCCCCGUAGACCUGCAGUGGCACCUCAAUGACAAAGAGGUGUCGAACCGGUACCUGGUGCACUACCCGAUGCAGCGGUUCGACUCUGGCCGCCAGGUGACGUCGCUCGGUCUCCGGUUCACGGUGAGGCCUAGCCACUUCGUGCACGACGAGAUGCGCAUCAAGUGCACGGCGACGCUUCAGAACGGUGGUAGGGGUCCACCCUCAACAUCGUCCUCGUCGCCGGGCGAUGCCUACUCGGAGAAGGAGUUUGUGCUGGGCAGCAGCCACCGGUCGUCUGGACUUCACGUCCCGGGACACUACGGCGCUGACAGGCUCUGUGCCUACCCUGAUGACAGUUCUGGCUAG
This is a messenger RNA of Rhipicephalus microplus (southern cattle tick), 1173 nucleotides long. RefSeq lists its product as uncharacterized. Lineage: Eukaryota; Metazoa; Arthropoda; Arachnida; Ixodida; Ixodidae. The record is from RefSeq and is a predicted model, not a curated record.